ACUCCAAAGAAAAUGCGCCUUAAACUGAUCAUAAAACGCAACGUUCAAUAGAGAAUUUAUCAAUAAAACAUACUUUUUCAGUAUUUUUGUAAACUUUGAAAAAGAUAGACAUGACUUGCUCACUAAGAAGUAAAAUUUUGUGCUGUAUUCCUUUACUGACUGGAUGUUCUGUUAUUGGAGCAAUUUGUUCAUUGACUGGAUUAUCCUUGUUAUUUUAUACACUCUUCACACUUCCAAUAAAAAGUAUUUAUACUUUAAAACCUUUUUAUUAUACAAAAUACACAUUUUUCUUGACAACACUGACAAUUUACUAUGUCGGAUUGAUUUUUGCAGGAUGUUUGACAAUAUAUGGAUCUCUAAGGCGAAGCCAUACAAAAAUGUUUUCACUCCUAGCAGCUCUAAUUGCGCAUCCAUUUUUAUUCUUUUCAUAUAAAUAUGUUUAUUUUAAUGAUCUAAAUAUAGAUCACUACAAAAACUAUGAAGAUACAUCUCAAAGAUUCUUCGAGACUUAUGGAAUAAACAUUUUCAUAAUUGGAACAAUUGUUGCUGCAUAUUUUGCUUUCUGUAUUGCAAAUGGAAUUGAAAUGAUCAAAACGGAGCAUGGUGAAAGAUUGAUAGAUGCAUCUGAAGGCAAAAAGUCAACGCUUCGAGAAUUUUUGGAGAAUUAUGGUUUUGUUCUAUACAUAAUUGGAAUUGUUCUUUUAUGUUUUGCAAUUUUAAGUGCUCUUGCUAGUGUUGAUGUGAUUGUAUCAAUAAUAGAACAAAACGAUAAAAUUCAAAGAGAUAAUGAAGCUAGGUUUACUACUACUACUACUAUGGAUUAUUGGGACUGGUUUACCACUAGUACUAUAGAUUACUGGAAAUGGUAUGCUACUAGUACUAAAGAAUACACAGAUUAUACAACUGCUUCUGAAGGAUAUUUUGAUCAAACUUCAUCAUACAGUUACGAUUCUUGAGGACUUCACAAGUAGUCUUUUAUUUAAUAUGUAUUACUUUAAAAAUGAGUUACAACACGUAAUAAAAUUUAUUAUUUGACU
Molecule: messenger RNA, 1037 nt
Organism: Chironomus riparius
Lineage: Eukaryota; Metazoa; Arthropoda; Insecta; Diptera; Chironomidae
Source: the annotation of a GenBank genome assembly